Cryptococcus amylolentus CBS 6039 is the source of this 1029-nucleotide messenger RNA. RefSeq lists its product as hypothetical. The record is from RefSeq and is a predicted model, not a curated record. The transcript is spliced from 7 exons. The coding region runs from base 1 to 1029 and encodes 342 amino acids. Lineage: Eukaryota; Fungi; Basidiomycota; Tremellomycetes; Tremellales; Cryptococcaceae.
AUGUCGCAGAUACAGGAUGAGCAGAGGGGAGGCGGCCCUCCCCUAACGUCAACAACUCAACUCAACCCCCCUCAGACCGGUACCGCCCAAGAGGAUGGACAGCUCCAAGCCGAGCACCAGGGACUUCACCCACUCCGCCACCACCACUCCAUCCUCUCAGAGACCGAAGAAGAGCUGACGGAGGAAGAGCUCAUCGAGUACGAGAAGGGUGUUCUGACCUGGGAAAAGGCCAAGAACUGGAGGUUUUGGCUGAGGAAAGAGUGGGCAUGGUACUAUGUCGCUUUUGUGCUUAUUGUUGUGGUGGUGGCCUUGAUGGCAUUCUUCCAUCACUCGAUCAUCAACUGGUUGUCGCCUUUCGUGAAACGGCUACGCGAGCUGAAGGGCGGAUUUGCUAUUCCAGCAGCCAUCCUAUUUGUACUCUCUUUCCCUCCGUUGUUUGGUAACGAAAUUGUGAUUGUUCUGGUCGGGUUGGUAUGGGGUCUCGGCAAAGGAUUUGCUAUCGUCGUCGUCGGCCUAGGAUUAGGAGAGUUCUGCGUCUUUCUAAUGUUCAAGCACUGGUGCCAUACUCGAGCUCAGCGCAUGACUCGCAAGUCACUCAACUAUGCGUGCUUGGCGCAAGCUAUCCAGGAUGGAGGACUGUUGAUGGCAUGGAUCGUUCGGCUGAGUGUCAUUCCCACACAUUUUACUACUGCUGUCCUUGCGGUGUGCGGUCUGCCGACUUGGGCUUUCAUCCUUGCACUGAUCGGUGCCCUGCCGAAGCAGCUCAUCAGCGUUUACGUCGGAGUCGUCCUCGGCAACACAAACGCUUCGACCGACUCGCAUGUCAUAUCUGAUUGCGUCUUUGCUGCGUGCGCCCUCAUCACCAUCGGAGCGCUGAUAUUCAUCUACAAGAGAAUGCUAAAGGUGAGGAGGAAGGUGAUAUUAUCGAUGAGGGAGGACUUGAAGGCGAGGCAUGUGGAUGUGGGGGCGGUUGGUGACAUUCCCGAAGAUGGAGACGGGAUGAGACAGACCAAGAGACAUGGGAUAUGA